AUGCAUACUGAUGACAUCGUGUUGAAGCGAAUUCCGGCCGAAGCUCGAUCGGCAACCGUACUAAUAGGCGGUUUUAUAGCCAUGCUUAGUUUUGGUGUUGUCUACACAUUCGGAAAUUUGUUGCCUUAUAUGGUGUCGUAUUUUCGAUGGAAGAGCGAUCCAAACAUGACAUUUGGACAUUUAAUAUGGUUACAGACGUUGUCAAGUAAAUUCUUAAUGGGAUCACUUGUUUUAACAAAAGCGGCUGUUUUCAGAACAGGAAUAGCCAUGACAUCCAUUUCAAUUCAGUACUCAUUUGGUAUGGUUCUACUUACAAUGGGAUUUAUCGCAAGUAUGGGUGGAAGUAUAGCCUACAAUGCGAUACUAACCACAGCACAACGAUGGUUUCCAGACAAUGUUGGCUUGGCCGGUGGGAUGAUAGUGGGAGGUUACGGUUGCGGUGCAUUCAUUCUAUCACCUCUACAAACUGCAUUUAUCAAUCCACAUAACUACAGAGUGAACAGCGACGGUUUCUUCACGCAGGAAGACCUUCUCAAGAAGGUCCCACAUGUAUUUAUUGUGAUGGCAGUGUUGUUCGUAUUGCUACAGACAGUCGGACUGAUUUUUGUUGGCGAACCAAUAGAGCAACCAACUGUAGGAAAUGACAUACUAAGCAUAGAAAGCACGGAAAAAUCUACUGCCACACAACUGAAGUCAACCACGUUCUGGAUUUUAUUCAUCUCUUUAACUUGCAACAGUUUAUGGGUUCAGUUAGUUAGUGGCUUGUAUAAGGCUUACGGACAACAGUACAUCCACAAUGAUUUAUUCCUUUCAUUUGUCGGCUCACUGGCCUCAGUAUUCAAUGCGUGCAGUCGAGUUAUAUGGGGAGCCAUCGCUGAUCAAACAUCCUACCAGUUCUCUAUGACUAUUGUCUGCACAAUGGGUGCAUCACUCAUAUGGCUCUUACCGGCAGUUCGUGAGACCAACAAUCAAAUGGUUUUCCUAGUUACGAUAUGUGCCAUGUUCACUUGUAUUGGUGGAACAUACUCGCUCUUUCCAUAUAUCACGAAUAAACACUUUGGCAGCAGCAACUUUGGUGUUAUUUACGGAUUUAUACAAUGUUCCUUGCCGGUUGCCGGCGUGCUGGCUGCUUUACUGUCGCAGUUCGCUCUGCCACUAUUCGGAUACGACAUGCUCUUCAUGAUCAUGGGAUGUUUCAUGGCCUGUUCACUUCUGUUAACUUUCAUUCUUCAUUAUACCUCAUCUCUUCUACCAAUACCGGUCUCGAAUUCCUCAUUUGGUGAGUAG
Molecule: messenger RNA, 1287 nt
Organism: Angiostrongylus costaricensis
Lineage: Eukaryota; Metazoa; Nematoda; Chromadorea; Rhabditida; Metastrongylidae
Source: the annotation of a GenBank genome assembly